Molecule: messenger RNA, 1552 nt
Organism: Suillus subalutaceus
Lineage: Eukaryota; Fungi; Basidiomycota; Agaricomycetes; Boletales; Suillaceae
Product: P-loop containing nucleoside triphosphate hydrolase protein
Exons: 8
Coding region: 55-1359 (434 amino acids)
Cellular component (GO): catalytic step 2 spliceosome; nucleolus
Molecular function (GO): ATP binding; RNA helicase activity; mRNA binding
Source: RefSeq, a predicted model, not a curated record
UAUUUUCAAUCUCCGAUCUUUUCACCACCUCGCCCAUCUUCCCUAUAGGUCAACAUGUCUGGCAUCAACCCUGGAGACGAGAAACUUGUAUUUGAGUCCUCCGAGGCAGUCUCGGUUGUGUCGACUUUUGACGACCUCAACUUGAAAGAGGACCUUCUCCGCGGCAUAUAUGCGUACAACUUCGAGAAACCGUCUGCUAUACAGCAGCGAGCUAUUCUCCCAAUAACACAGGGUCGCGAUGUCAUUGCACAAGCGCAGUCUGGAACCGGUAAAACUGCCACCUUCUCGAUAUCCAUUUUGCAGUCUAUCGACGUCUCUGUUCGCGAAACACAGGCUCUGGUGCUAUCGCCUACGCGCGAACUGGCGACCCAGAUUCAGUCAGUGGUUCUCGCUCUCGGUGACUAUAUGAAUGUCCAGUGCCAUGCUUGCAUUGGAGGCACAUCCAUUGGCGAGGACAUUCGAAAGUUGGAAUACGGUCAACACGUGGUGUCAGGAACUCCUGGUCGUGUUUUUGACAUGAUUCGACGCCGUGCUUUGCGGACGCGCAACAUUAAAAUGCUGGUUCUUGAUGAAGCAGACGAACUGCUCAACAAGGGAUUCAAGGACCAAAUAUAUGACGUGUACCGUUACCUCCCCCCAGCUACUCAGGUUGUCCUACUGAGUGCGACGCUACCUUACGACGUGUUGGAGAUGACGACAAAAUUUAUGACCGAUCCCAUUCGUAUCCUCGUCAAGCGUGAUGAGUUGACGCUAGAAGGGAUCAAACAAUUUUUUGUUGCUGUAGAAAAAGAGGACUGGAAGUUCGACACACUGUGUGAUCUAUACGACACACUUACCAUCACACAAGCUGUCAUCUUUUGCAACACCCGGCGCAAGGUUGAUUGGCUGACUGAAAAGAUGCGAGCGGCAAACUUCACUGUGUCAUCGAUGCACGGUGAAAUGGUUCAGAAGGAAAGAGAUGCUAUAAUGGCGGAAUUCCGUGGUGGCACAUCUCGCGUGCUCAUCACGACAGAUGUUUGGGCCCGAGGGAUUGACGUCCAACAAGUCUCCCUUGUCAUCAACUAUGAUCUCCCGGCCAAUCGUGAGAAUUACAUACAUCGCAUUGGGCGCUCUGGUCGUUUCGGCCGGAAAGGUGUUGCCAUCAAUUUCGUGACUGUCGAUGAUGUGCGUAUCCUGCGUGACAUCGAACAAUUUUACAGCACACAAAUUGUACGUUGGCUCCUCAGUCGUUACUUCAUGCUGUCUUCAUUGCUAAUGAUUCAAUCCACAAGGACGAAAUGCCGGUCAAUGCUGCAGAGCUUAUCUAGGAGUGAUACGGCAGACCGCAGUCAAGUUAUUGCUUGCAUUGAGCACGGAUGAUAUUCAAUGGUCUGCAUAUUUGUACUUUAUGAGGUUUUAUUUUUUUGCAUUCCCUAGUUGUGGUUGUAUCCCUUCUCCUUGACUGACUGGCAUCUGCAAAUUUGUAUGGUCGUCACUAAAAGGCCGUGUUGUCUUUGAUUCUGGGUACAAAUUCAUGUGAAUAAUGAUAAUUGUAUGCAUGGUAUUCCCAUCA